CGGCAGCCUGGGGCAUUUGCAGGAGCAAAGUUUGCAGAAUCAAGUGCUGCAACAGGAGCCAAGAGCCAGAAUGCAGACGGGUAGCGGAGAAAUAACCCUCCUUUAUUUUUGGGGUAUGGAUUUAUGUCAGCAAAGCACGGAAGGAGCAGCUAGGAGGAAUGCUACAGGCAAGGUCCGACGGGUGCCGGGGCCCCGCAGCUGGGCGAAUCUGCGUCCUGUGACAUCUUGCCCUGUCAAGUGCAAUUACUGUAAUCUUCCACAGCCUCUCAAAAUACGGAUUCCCAGCUUAGAAACCGGGCAUCCGCAGCAUGAAAGCUGCCUUUGUGCCUGGGCAGACCCUGGGCGCAAGCCAGCCGUUAGGUGCAUGAAGAAAAUGAGUUCUCCACGUGCUGGGAGAAGGGAGGAAAAACAAGCUUUCCCGCCCGACCCCACUGCAGACGGGCUGGAUUUCACCCACAUCUCCCCGCAGCAGCCGCCAAGGGGCCGGGAACUGCGCGGCCACACGUCCCCCCGGGAGUAACGGGGCCGGUGAGCACGGAGAAGCAGCCAGUCCCACAUCCCGGGUGAGCAGAGAACAGCCAACACAUCGGACCAUGGGGGCAGCUCACGGGAAAAAGAAAGAAUAUUCCCUUCAGUCCAAGUGUCCAAAUGGAAGCAGGAACCCUGGGAGUGGUGGCUCGGCAUCGAUGUACACUGAAAUACAGCGGGAGCAACCAGACAGUGGGAAUAUCCUGAAUCAGCCCGACUACAUAGAUGGAAACCCAGACCUCAUAAAACCUAAAAAGCUCCUAAAUCCUGUAAAAGCCUCGAAGAGCCACCAGGAGCUGCACAGAGAGCUGCUGAUGAACCACAGAAGGGGUUUGAGCAUGGAGAGCAAACCAGAGCUGCAGCGGGUGCUCGAGCACCGACGGCGAAACCAGCUCAUCAGACAGAAGAAGGAAGAGGAAGAGGCAAAGAAAUUGCAGUCCCCUUUUGAAAAAGAGCUACUAAAGAGGCACCAGAGGCUGGAUCAGUUGGAGAAAGAGCAGGAGAAGCAGGAAGACCAUGCACCAGAAUUCAUUAAAGUCAAGGAAAACCUGAGAAGAACAUCGACGGUGACAGGGAAGGAGAAAGCAGCGUAGCUUCUGCCAAAACUUCACGGGGAUCCUACGGAGGCCGCCGCUAACCCACGCACGCUGACAUCUCUGUACAUGGUGGACAUUCACAGCCGCAUCGUUGGGGCUACUUCUGGCUAUUAACACUUGCUCCAGUAGAAGGCACAAAAAAUGGUAUUGCCAGCCCAGGAAGGUAUCACUGGGGAAAAGGGGCAGUAUUCACGGAACAAGUAGUCACAUGAGGAGAUGCAGAGAGAAAUUAUGUUAUUUCCUCCCCC
Messenger RNA from Athene cunicularia (burrowing owl), 1372 nucleotides. RefSeq names its product family with sequence similarity 107 member A (gene FAM107A). The transcript is spliced from 5 exons. The record is from RefSeq and is a predicted model, not a curated record. Gene Ontology annotation, biological process: actin filament polymerization; actin filament bundle assembly; regulation of actin cytoskeleton organization. Gene Ontology annotation, cellular component: synapse; neuron projection; stress fiber. Lineage: Eukaryota; Metazoa; Chordata; Aves; Strigiformes; Strigidae. The coding region runs from base 594 to 1121 and encodes 175 amino acids.